This is a messenger RNA of Notothenia coriiceps (black rockcod), 3432 nucleotides long. It is a transcript of the gene crfb1, whose product is annotated as cytokine receptor family member b1. The coding region runs from base 133 to 1677 and encodes 514 amino acids. Gene Ontology annotation, molecular function: cytokine receptor activity; protein binding. The record is from RefSeq and is a predicted model, not a curated record. Gene Ontology annotation, biological process: cytokine-mediated signaling pathway. Gene Ontology annotation, cellular component: plasma membrane. NCBI's taxonomy places the organism in Eukaryota, Metazoa, Chordata, Actinopteri, Perciformes, Nototheniidae. The transcript has 8 exons.
GGGCAAACUGUUGACAGCACGUAUAUUUCGCUUUUCUUUCUUGGACAUUGAAACGCCUGUCAGCCUGUGUCGUAACCAUGCCAUGUACGGAGGCUGAGAGACACACACUGCCCGGGCCUUUGUGAGGAAAGGAUGGACUGCCUGCCUCUAGUUCUUUAUCUCAUGUCCCUUCUUGAUUCUGUUAUCAGCUCCCUUCCUGCUCCGGUCAAUCUUUCUAUGGAAUCUGUCAACUUCCGCCAUAUCUUGAGUUGGGAUCCUGGUCCCGGCACCCCACAAGGAACAAAUUACAAAAUCAUCAAGAGGGUGGAGAAGAAAGCAAGCAAAAAGACACCGUCCUCAAAGACUACAUCCAUUAAGCUGAAACUUAAGAGCGAAGUCGAAUAUGAGCUGACUGUCCAGGCGUCUUACAACCAAACCCUGUCUGCAGAGUCCAAACCAUACAUCUUCCAACCUUUCACACAAACUAAAAUAGGUCCACCAAAUGCCUCACUACUUGGAUGUGGCAACUGCAUCCAGGUCAACAUUUCCUUCCCUGAAGCUGACAGGAGUGCAAAACUUAAUAAGAGUAUGAAGACAUUUUAUGGCGCUCGCUUCGUAGUGUCUUGGUGGAAACCGGAAGAAGAAGGGAUGAAGUGGUCCAUGGAAACAAGAGAAACGAGUAUUACUCUGACCAACCUACAGAAUGGUACAGAGUACUGUGUACAGGUGGAAACAAAGAUCAAUACAAAUAAAAACACAGAGCCAUCUGCUUUGAAGUGCAUCUUCACCGGCAUUGUGGAACCAAGUAGAGACCCUGUUGUUUUAGGUAUAGUUGCUGCCGUUCUGAUUGUUGGUAUUGGUGUUGUGAUGACCUCCAUGUUUGGCCUCUACUACACUGGAUUCCUCUGUAAACUGAAGGCAACUCUACCUAGAGCACUUAUUGAGGCUCAGAGCCAAGGCUACACCCUGACACCGGAGAGGACAAUCCCUGACAAUAUCUCCGUUAGUGCAGGGAGGGAGAGACCGAAGAAGCCCUACAAUGCCACAACUCCACAACCCGCCACCAGGGGCGCUGACUCGAGUGACGAGGAUGAAGACGAAGAGGGAAAGAUGUACAUGAAUAGAGGAUUUUCCUCGGGGGAAAAUUCCUGCCAGGACUCUGUUGAUGUGUCGGGAAACAGCAAGGUGUCUGCGUCAGGGGGCUCUGGCAGUUUGACGGGGGGGACGCAGGUACCGGACAUAGUGCUGGAGAUUGAGGCACCACAUGUGGGGGGGCUUGAUGAAGAUGAGCCCAAAGCUGAAGGAGCUUUCCUGUCUGAUGGAACAAUGACAGGUGAGGUGGAGGAGGAGCAGGUGUGUGAGAGCUCAGGGAAUAUCAAUCUGUUCUCAGUCACCCUUGCUGCGCUGGCUGUAUGCGAGGAAGAGGAGCACAACACAAGAGAUUCUCCCACAGACCUUUUGCAACUUUCUGAUCUGGAGCCUCUCCUGCUCACACACUCACAAACUGAGUCAGAUGAUCAGACAGCCGUGGCAUUAUUGCUACCCACACAAGAAGACAUUACUGAAGGCACACUUGCGGACACUUUCUCUAGCUGUCUCAACACCUGUGAUGGUGAGAUGCAGCAUGAAGAGACAAAAGAAGAAGAGGAGGAAGAUGAAGAGGAGGAGGAGGAAUUCUGUGGAUACAUGCAGCACUAAUGAUGUGUUGUGCUGUUUGUGAAAUGGGGCCUGAACAAGGCUAUUUCUUGCAGCUUUUAAAGUGACAUUCAAAGAAUAAUAUAUAGUAUAGUACAACUUGAGCUUAACUAGUGAUUUUUUUUCUGCUUUACUGAGGAUAAGGUCAUCUGUGGUGUGUCGUGCCUCUUACACACGUGUCUGUACAUCUAUGGGCAGGGAAGCUCCUCUGCUCCAUGGCUCAGGGCCAAUAGAAACAGCAUCAUUGUGGUGUCAUCUCUAAUGUCACAUCAGAGCAACAGUGGACCAUUUCUGAUGUUAUUGUUGUUUGCACAAUAGACUGUUCUCCUGUUGCAGAGCUUUACUUCGAUAUAUUUCAAUUGAAGACCAGAAGGAGAAAUCCACCUAGCAAAUCACACCCUGUUAAUGGUCAUUAAGUGCAUUCCUUUUAUUUGAGGUAACUGAAGUGUUGUGUCUGGCCUUUUGGCCAGACACAACACUUCAGUUACACAUCCAUACAGUUACACAUCCAUACAGCUCUCCUGCGGCAUUGGUCUGAUUUUGAAAGCGAGUUGUUCUUGUAAACAUCUAAGUAAAAAAUAUGUAACUUUACUGAGAGCUUCGAUACAUCCCACCUAUGGAUAUAAAACUUCCCGAAAAGUCAACAUAAAAAGAUACCUCACAUAAGCUGAAGUUAAAUAGACAUUUGGACUUGUCCCCGUAUGGCACUGUGUCACUGAACCAGCAUGAACAUUACCACAACUCUGAAACUGAAGCACAUCAUUGGAAUUGUCCUCAAACUUAUCAUUUAAACCUUGAUUUUGUUUUGUUCAAAAGGCCAACUUUCAAUCCCUCAUUAAAACUCAACUCUUCAAUCAUGCACCAGUGUAUGAAUGUGUGUGUGCAUGGGUGGAUGCUGGCUUGUGUUGUAAUGGACUUUGAGUGGUUGCAAAGACUAGAAAAGGACUCAUGCUGUGGGCAAUACACUCUAUUCCAAAGUCGCAGUUUGAAAAUGAAUAGUUGGUGCACAUCUUUUAAAAAAUGUUUUGUAUAAGUAUGUUGAUGUUAUUGUAUGCUAAUAACUAAAUAAGCUGCAAUAUUUGGUAUUUAGGCCUAGUAUUCACUGUAUAAAAUGAGUAUGUGGUAUUGGAUUGGAACACAGCCUAAUGAAGGAUUGAUCAGGCAGCUGGAAAGACACCAGCAAAAAAUAAUGUUGUGAAGUUAAAUGGGAAUGUUCUGUAAAACCAUGUGUGUUCUGUUCUCACAUUGAUAUUGCAUGCGUGUGUUUAUAGAUUAAUGUUUCAGACCACUGAUGCGUCAUUCUAGAAUAUAAUUCUUGACUCCAUGCUUUAAAAACAAGUUGAAAAAGGUACACAAACAGCAGUCCUAUGAUUUUACUUCUUCUAGGUCACGUGAUUUCCUAUCAACAGCCUCGUCAGAUGUUACGUUCACGUAACGACGGACAAAUUCAAUUCACCUCUAGAAGCAAAGUAAAGUUGCAAGUAACAUUUUUUUAUUGUGUGUUUUACAAUACAUUGGGGGGAAAUAACAUAACUUAAGAUGUAGCAUUAUCACGUAUCUAAGAGAAGAUGUAGUCUUAUCACCACCUGAGAGUGAAUGCUGUUUAUCUUUUUUAUUCGUUAUCGUUAUUUUUGUCCUCACUUUACGUUGCAUGUUAUCGCUGUCCAAUUAAAAUGCCAACUUUUGUACUGAAAUAACAAAGAACAUUCCUGAUGUAUUUAUUCAUUCUUCCAAUUAAAGGAAUUUUUGAAAACGCUU